Rasamsonia emersonii CBS 393.64 is the source of this 1674-nucleotide messenger RNA. Its product is annotated as Amino acid permease. Gene Ontology annotation, biological process: amino acid transmembrane transport. The coding region runs from base 1 to 1674 and encodes 557 amino acids. Gene Ontology annotation, cellular component: membrane. Lineage: Eukaryota; Fungi; Ascomycota; Eurotiomycetes; Eurotiales; Trichocomaceae. Gene Ontology annotation, molecular function: amino acid transmembrane transporter activity. The transcript has 3 exons. The record is from RefSeq and is a predicted model, not a curated record.
AUGGCUAAUGAGAAAGGACCUGACACCACGGCAGCGCAGGACAAGUUCCCCCUCGCGCAGGGAGUCCCUCUCGACGUGCAGAUCGUCGACGUCCAAGAGAAGCAGAAUCUCUCUCGCGGACUCAAACAGCGCCAUGUGCAGAUGAUCGCUAUUGCCGGUGCCAUUGGCACCGGUCUGUUUCUCGGCCUGGGAUCGUCCAUCCAGACGGGCGGUCCCCUGGGUGCGCUGCUUGGCUACCUGCUCGUCGGCCUCGUGGUCUGUGCGGUGCAGUUCGCCCUGGGCGAGGUGUCUGCCCUCAUGCCUGUUACUGGCUCCUUUGUGCGCCAUGCCGAGGUGCUCGUCGACCCGGCGCUGGCGUUCGCCAUCGGGUGGAACGUCGUGUACGGCGCGUUUAUGAGCGUGCCCAGCGAGAUCUCGGCCGCUGUCGUCCUGAUCCAGUACUGGACCGACACCAGCGCCGCCAUCUGGGUCACCGUGCUGAUCGUGCUGUCCGUCCUGGUGGCCGUGCUGUUUGUGGGCGUCUACGGCGAGGUCGAGUUCCUUUUCGCUAUCCUGAAGAUCCUGCUGGUUGUGGGUGUCGUCAUUAUGGGCCUGGUGAUCGAUCUGGGUGGCGUCCCUGGUCAACCGCGUCUGGGAUUUCACUACUGGAAACAUCCUGGCCCCUUUGUCGAGUACAUCGCUCAAGGCUCCUGGGGCCGGUUCCUGGGCUUCUGGGCCGUCAUGAACAACGCCGUCUACUCGUUCUCCGGCGUCGAGAGUCUCUCCAUGGCCGCAGCGGAAACACGAAACCCACGCCAGAACAUCCCCAAGGCCUGCAAGAGGGUCUUUGCUCGGAUCACCAUCUUCUACCUCGCUGCGGUCUUGGUUGUGGGCAUGCUGGUUCCAAGUGACGACCCCCGACUCUCGGACGAUUCAGGGACGGCGGCGCAGAGCCCGUUCGUCAUUGCAGCCAGUGCUGCUGGAAUCAAGGCAGUGCCGUCGAUAGUCAAUGCAGUUGUCUUGACCUCCGCGUGGUCGGCAUCGAACCAGAGCAUCCUCGCCGGCACUCGAACGCUCUACGGGCUGGCUUUGAAGGGCUAUGCUCCGAAAUUCUUCCUGUGGACUACCCGUUGGGGCGUUCCCUACAUGUGUGUACUCCUGCAGGUGGCAUUCUCGCUGCUGGCCUACAUGUGCGUCUCCAAUGGCGCGCUGACAGUCUUCUACUGGCUGCUGGACCUCACCGCAGCGGGCGUGCUGAUCUCCUGGAUCACGAUUGCCCUGAAUCACAUCCGGUUGAUGCGCGCGCUGAAGGCUCAGGAGAUCUCUCCGGAUGAGUUGCCUUGGCACAAUCGUGCGACAGGUAAGACUUCUCCGUCGUUUAUGGGAGAUUACCAACUGACCCGUCCAGUAUUUUCGUCCUGGUUCGCUCUUGUCGCGUGUAUUAUCUUUCUCCUCACGGGCGGCUUUACGGUAUUUACCAAGGGCAACUGGGACCCUGCCAGCUUCGUGUCGUCGUAUUUAGACAUUCCCCUGGUAUUGGUAGUCUACGGCGGCUACAAGCUGAUCCGAAGGACGAAGAUUGUUCCGCUGAAGGAAGUGCCCCUACGGCAGGCCCUGGACGAAGCAUACCAGGAUCCGGACAAUGUGCCGAUCCAGACGAGCGGGUGGUCGCGGCUGAAUAUUUUAUGGGGUUGA